This is a messenger RNA of Neltuma alba, 1894 nucleotides long. RefSeq names its product probable protein phosphatase 2C 38. The coding region runs from base 533 to 1651 and encodes 372 amino acids. Gene Ontology annotation, molecular function: protein serine/threonine phosphatase activity; cation binding. The record is from RefSeq and is a predicted model, not a curated record. The transcript has 4 exons. Lineage: Eukaryota; Viridiplantae; Streptophyta; Magnoliopsida; Fabales; Fabaceae. Gene Ontology annotation, biological process: protein dephosphorylation.
ACUCGCAGAAACCCACUUGGCCACACGAGCAUCGAAAUCAUUCACAAGGGAGACAAAUAAAUGGACAAGAAUAACAAUGUCAGACUCUCUACUUCAAAUCUCUCUCCAUUUCCUCUUCUUGGAUCUCUCUUUCUGACACUUCUCUGAAGACGAACAUCAUCUGCCAAGAACCCCCACACACUUCUCCUAUCCCAUUGCUCCCUUUCAUCCCUUAGAUCUUCGACCAUCUCUGCCAUAUUGAGUCUUCGUCUUCUCUUCCAGCUAGCUCCGUUCUCCACAUACCCCACACCUUCUUACCCACUGAACCCAUUCAGCUCAGGUUCAAGGCACACACGACAGAGUAUCACCACUCCAUAUCGAUAUUCUCUGUACUUACAUGCUAACUUUGUGAAUCUCAGUUACUUCAGUCCAUACCCAUUUGUUCCUUUUCUGAUGGGUAUAUAGCUUUAUGAUCUGAGGUCGUGUCCGUAGGUGAUAAAUGCCAAGGAGAGAACAGAUAAAUUUUUCUUAGAUUGACGAAUUGCCUGAAGAAAUGGUCAAGUCAUGCUGGAAACCAUCUGUGGAAGGUGAAGAUGGAGAAGGGAGUGGGAAGGUUGAUGGAUUGCUAUGGCACAAGGAUUUAGGCAAUCAUCUGUAUGGGGAUUUCUCAAUGGCCGUAGUUCAGGCCAAUAGUUCAUUGGAGGAUCGAAGUCAGCUCGAAUCUGGACCCUUCACUUGCAAUAAUGAUAAUAUGGGUCCUCAAGGCACCGUCAUAGGUGUCUACGACGGUCAUGGUGGCUACGAGGCCUCCCAGUUCGUCACCGACAAUCUCUUCUCUAAUCUCAAGAGACUUGCAGGCGAAGAAGGAGGCAUGGCAGAGAGUGUUAUAAAGAAGGCGUAUCGAGCAACAGACGAAGGAUUUCUGUCUAUGGUGAAGAGAAAGUGGAUGAGCAAGCCAGAGAUUGCUUCCACAGGGACGUGUUGCUUAGUGGGGAUAAUCUGUAAUGGGAUGAUAUAUAUAGCAAAUUCUGGAGACUCCCGAGCGGUGCUGGGAAGAAUGGAGAGGGCAACGAAAGAAGUAGUAGCUAUUCAACUAUCCGCAGAACACAACGUUAACAUAGAAACAGUAAGAGAUGAAGUUCGAUCAAAGCACCCCUUUGAUUCACAAAUUGUGGUCCUGAAACAUCAAGUUUGGCGCGUCAAAGGCCUCAUUCAGGUUUCGAGAUCCAUAGGUGAUGCAUAUCUGAAAAAGGCAGAAUUUAACAGAGAGCCUCUGCCAUUGAGGUUUAGAUUGGCGGAAUCCUUCUUCAAGCCUAUUCUCAGCUGUGAGCCGUCAAUAGCAACGCAGAAACUCCAUCCUGACGAUCACUUUCUCAUAUUUGCUUCGGACGGUUUGUGGGAGCACCUUAGCAACCAAGAAGCCGUUAACAUGGUCAAUAAUAACCCACGUAAUGGAAUAGCGAGGAGGCUGGUAAAGGCAGCCAUGAAAGAGGCAGCAAAGAAGAGGGAAAUGAAACUGGCAGACCUGGAAAAGAUCGAAGCAGGUGCGAGGAGGCACUUCCACGAUGACAUAACAGUAGUGGUUGUGUUUCUAAACCCAAAACUCACUGAUAAUAACUCUCCAUGGGGCUCUCCUCUUUCAAUCAAAGCAGGCUGGCCUGCCAAUCCAUAGUCCAAAAGCUUCCCUCGAAUCCCUCUUUGAGAAUUGUUGUACAAAGCAGAUAUAUAGAUCGUUUCCUUUCGCAUCGCACUCCCAUAAUUGCAGCAUCUCAUUCAAGCUAAGCUACCUAAGGGGACUUAGUGUUGAUCGGUGAUCAUACUUAUAUAAUAACAAUUUUAGCCUAUUUAUGUCUGCAGAUCCUAAAUGAAGCAAAUACCAGUGCACCCUAGCGAAUUUUAAAUGCAUCUUUAUAUA